AAUGGUGACUAGCUAUUUAUUUAUUUGAUUUAGCUGUUUUGUUUUGUUUUUUUUCGUUCAUUUUGUUUUGCAUAUGACAUUUAUCUGAGAGAAAAGACAAGAAAAAAGUUCAGUUUUUACAUUAAAAUGGCCAUUAGAAUCGUUUUGUUGGCCAUUUUAAUAAUGGCCAUAAUAUUGAUUUUAAUGAAUCCAAUGUUUAUCAUAGCAUCUAUUGUUCCACAGAUUUCAUCAUCAUCAUCAACAUCAUCAUCAUUACCACAAUCAUCAAUAUCAACGAUACAAUUACAACAACAACAAUCACCAUUAUCAUUAUCAUUGAUUGAUCAUGUACGUCCAAGAGAUUUGGAUGAAAUAAUGUCAAAAUAUGGUAGUUAUUUACAACGAUCAAGAUUAGUUACAUCAUCAUCAUCAUCAUCGACAACAUCAUCACCAUCAUCAACAACAACAACAACAACAACUGUUUCAUUGAAUCCAACAAUAUCAACAAUUUUACAGAAUCGACUUGUACAAACACCGUUAACAAAUCAACAACAAUUACAGCCGCAACAACAACAAGAUCCACAAUUAUAUAAUGGUUAUUCUCAACAACAACAACAACAACAACGAUUUAAUCGUGAUAAUAUUGGCCGUUCAGGUAUGGCUGUUGUUGGUAAUAAUAAUAAUAAUAAUGGUGGUAGUGGCGGUGGCAAUGGUGGUAGUACUGUUUUUGUACAAGAUACAGGAAAAAUAGAAUUAUCUAUUCAUCAUGAUCAAGAUCAAGAUAUUUUAAAUACAAGUUUAGAUAAUCAAAAUAUACAUUAUGGAAUACAAGAUGAAUCAUUAUUACAAAUGAAUGAUCAACAACAAUUACAUUUACCAUCAUCAUCAUCAUCAUCAGAAUCAUCAACAGUAAAUCGAAGACAAGAAUCGAUAAAAAAUCCAACUAUAUCAUCAUCACCAUCAUCUCAAUUGGUGGCUGGACAAUCACCAUCAUCAUCAUCAUCAUCAUCAUCAUCGCCAGCAUCGUCAACAUCGGAAUCAUCAACAGUGAUAAAUAAUAAUAAUAAUAAUAAUAAUCAUUUAAAUACGGCAACCAUAUCGGAUAUGUUUAUAUCGAUUGAUGGACGAUUACAAAAAUUACAAGAUCAAAUGAUUUAUCAUCGUUCAAUGAAUAAUUAUGGUCUUAGUUCACCAUCGUCAACAUUUCCAAGUUAUUUGAAUAUGAUGAAAACACAAUUUUUAAGUAUGGAAAAUUUAGUUGAAAGUAAAUUAUCAACAAUUGAAAAUAAAUUUUCAAAUAUUGUUAUUGAAGAUGAAAUAUGGAAAAAAACAAUUAAUUGGAAAGUUGAAGAAAUCCUUUCAAAGAUAUCACAGUCCGAAAAUAAAGUAACAUUCAGUAAUGAACAGAUUAUUAAUAAAUUGGAUUUGAUUGAAAGAAAUUUUAAAGUUAUAACAAAUGAUUUAUUUUCUAAAUUUUUAUUGGUUAAUGAAAAAUUAAAUAUGAUCGAAUUGAAUAUACAGAAUAAAUUGAAUGAUUUUGAAACAAAAAUCCGUAAAACAUUUGAUUAUCAACAUAAAUUGGUCGAUUUAUUUAAACAAGAUUAUAACAAUAAUAACCAGAAUAACAAUCAUGGUUCAUCAACAUCCGAAUCAUCAUCUGGUUCAAAUACUAAUAAUAAUAAUAAUAAUAAUCAGCCACAAGUAACAACAUCACAACAGCCAAGAUUUAAUCGUAAUAAUAAUAAUAAUGGUGAUGAUAAUUAUUUAUCAAAAAAUUUACCAAUUACAUCAUCAACGGAUACAUUGAAUGAUUCAGGACAACAACAACAACAACAACAAGAAUCAUUUGAAAAUGGUUUGAAUUGGACAAAUCAACAACAACAAGAAAAAUUUGAAUUUGAUAAGAUUUAUAUGGAAACAACAAAUGAACAGCAACAACAACUGCAACAACCGGUGGAUAAAAUACAUGAAUCAGAUCAUCGAACAUCAUCAAUGGAUUUAUCAUCAUCAUCAUCCGAACAAUCAAUAAUAACAAAUAAUGGACGUAGUAGUAUAACAAGGGAUGAAUUAAUUGCACAAUGUGAACCAAUAUUUCAACGUUGGAAACAGAAUAAAUUCAAAUCAGAUGAUGCACAUCAAUUGAUUAUUUGUAAACAAUUAUUAACAUCAUUAGAAAAUGGUGAUUUUAUUCGUAAUGAUGAUCAACAAUAUGGUCAUAAUUAUCAUUCACAACAACAACAACAACAACAAUAUUCAUAUCGAGAUCGUCUCGAAAAACGAAAUUCACAACAACAAGAUUUAGAUCCAGAAUCAAUAAUGAUGAUGGCUAAUGAUAAACAACAACAACAACAGACAAAAAUUCGUACAAAAGAAACUAUUGAAAAUAAUAAAAUGGAUGAUAUUAUUAAUCUACCAAAUGGUAAUAAUAAUGAUCAUAAUGGUCAUCAUAAUAAAAAAUUAACACUUGAAGAAUUGGAUAGUAAAUUACAAUAUUUUGCAACAAAAAUCAUUAAAAUUGUACAGGAAAUGUGGCAUUCAUCACAAACAUCACAACAAUAUUUAUUUGAAACAUUAAAUGUUGCUAAUGAAACAAAAGAAAUUAUUCGUGAAGAAUUUAAACGAUUAAAUAAUUAUGUUAAACCAUUGAAUUUAUUGGCCGGUAUGACUGAUGAUAUUCGUGAUCCAAUUAUGACACGUUUAAAAGAAAUGUCAACAGCUAUUAAUAAUUCGGUUGCUGUUAUUCUGAAUACACAAUCACAAUAUAUGAUGCGACAAGAUGAUCAAGCAUAUAAAAUAUUGACCAUUUCAGUAGGAGAAUUACGUAAUCAUUCAACAAUUGUUAGCCGAAAAGUACAAGAACAAGGUGUACAAAUUAAUCAAAAAUUUGAUCAAAUUUAUAAAGGUUUAAAUCAAAUUGGACGUAAAACAAUCGAAACUGUUGGCCAUCAAUUAUUGGAUAUAGUAAAAAAAGAGAUGCAUACAAUCAAAUCAAUAUUAUCCGAACGUAGUAAGAUUAGUGUUAAUGAAUUAGAUUUAGAUAGUCCAAAAUCAUUAUCACAAAAUCAAUGUAAAAAUGAUUGUUUUAUUAGUCGUCAAGAGAUUGAUAAUCUUUGUUAUAAUAUUGAAAGUAAACCAUAUCAUUUUCGUUCUGAAUCACCAAUAUUACAGCCAUCAUUAACAAUAACAACAACACAACGUGAAUCAACAACAGCAACAAUGGGUAAUGUAUCCGGCCAAAAUGAUCAUUUUGAACAUAUUGAUCAUCAUGUACAUGGUAAAAAUUUAACCAAUAUUGUUGAAAUUAAUAAUGGUGGUAAUAAUGGUAAUGAUAAUGAUGAUAAUCAACAAAAUAUGGAAUCUAAUCAAAAUUCUCAAUCAUUACCAUUAUCAGCAUCAGGAUCAUCAUCAUCACAAUCAUCACCAUCAUCAUCAUCAUCAUCAAUGGAUUCAUCAUCAUCGACAUUAUCGAUCGAUGAACAAACACGGCGAAAAUUUAAACGUGCUAUCGAAAUAUAUUUUAAUCGAUAUGAAAAUCAAACACUCGAAUCAAACAAACGAAAAUUAUGAUUUUAUUAACAAAAAAAAAACAAAACAAAAAAAACAAUGUUGAUGAUUUUGAAUCCGGUUUAUGGUG
Messenger RNA from Dermatophagoides pteronyssinus (European house dust mite), 3613 nucleotides. RefSeq lists its product as uncharacterized. Lineage: Eukaryota; Metazoa; Arthropoda; Arachnida; Sarcoptiformes; Pyroglyphidae. Gene Ontology annotation, cellular component: mediator complex. The record is from RefSeq and is a predicted model, not a curated record. Gene Ontology annotation, molecular function: transcription factor binding; transcription coactivator activity. Gene Ontology annotation, biological process: positive regulation of transcription by RNA polymerase II.